Molecule: messenger RNA, 9989 nt
Organism: Achroia grisella
Lineage: Eukaryota; Metazoa; Arthropoda; Insecta; Lepidoptera; Pyralidae
Gene: Mical
Product: F-actin-monooxygenase Mical
Exons: 27
Coding region: 73-7050 (2325 amino acids)
Source: RefSeq, a predicted model, not a curated record
GUUUUGGUUUAAGCAAUGGUCGCAAAAGCAGUAUAGUGUUUUUAAUUUUUUUGGGAAAUAAAGCGCCUCAACAUGAACAGGGGUGGGCGUGUUGAGGUAACACCGCCGGAGUGCGCGCUGGCCGCCGAAAUGUUCGACCACUUUUGUUCGGCGGGUACCAUGAAACAAAUCCUGGCGCUGCACAGGGAGAUCUGCAACACCCUCACACUCAAACCCACCCGACUUCCUGAUUUCUAUCCCAAACUGAAGGCGAAACUGGCUAGCUCGUGGAAAGCGCAGGCCCUGUUCAAGAAGUUCGAUGCUCGUGCUAACCACAAAGUAUACGGCAAGGGCCGGGCGUGCACCUCCAACAAAGUACUCAUCAUCGGGGCGGGACCCUGUGGUCUUCGAGCAGCUAUAGAAUGCCAGUUGCUUGGUGCCAAAGUGGUUGUGGUCGAGAAACGUGACCGCAUGUCUCGUAAUAACGUACUGCAUCUAUGGCCUUUCGUCAUUCAGGACCUGCGCGCACUUGGAGCCAAGAAGUUCUUUGGAAAGUUUUGCGCUGGAUCAAUAGACCACAUUAGCAUUAGGCAAUUACAGUGUAUACUACUCAAGGUAGCGCUAUUGUUGGGAGUAGAGUUUCACGAAGGUGUAAGUUUCGAAGAAUUAUUGGAGCCGACAGAAUCAGAAAAUUCUGAAACAUUGGGUUGGCGUGCGCGAGUAUCGCCUACUGAACACCCAGUGUCACAAUACGAGUUCGACGCGUUGCUGGGCGCUGACGGGAAACGGAACACCUUGCAAGGCUUCAAGCGUAAGGAGUUUCGUGGCAAACUAGCUAUGGCCAUCACUGCUAAUUUCAUCAAUCGGCACACGGAGCAGGAGGCCUCGGUGCCGGAGAUAAGCGGCGUAGCAUUUAUAUUUAAUCAGAAGUUUUUCAAAGAGUUAUAUGAGAUGACUGGCAUCGACUUAGAGAAUAUAGUGUAUUAUAAAGACGACACACAUUAUUUUGUAAUGACCGCCAAGAAGCACAGUCUCCUGGAUAAGGGCGUACUGCUGAAUGAUUACACGGAAGUAUCACGACUGUUGAGCGUCGAGAACGUAGACCGGGCGGCGUUGAUGCGUUAUGCACAAGAGGCGGCCAGGUUCUCGACCGACGGUCGUCUGCCGCUAAGGGACUUCGCCCUCAACCACUACGGGGAGCCCGACGUGGCGCUGUUUGACUUCACGUCCAUGUAUGCUGCUGAAAACGCUAGCAUUGUGUACGAGAGACACGGGCGCCGUUUACUCUGCCAGUUGGUUGGAGACAGUCUCCUCGAACCGUUCUGGCCAACCGGCUCAGGCUGCGCGCGUGGUUUUCUAUCGGCUUUAGACGCGGCGUGGACAGUCAGGUCUUGGGGACAAGGGCCUCCACCGCAUCCACUAGAUGUGAUUGCUGAAAGAGAAUCUAUUUAUAGAUUAUUGGCUCAAACGACACCUGAGAAUCUGCACCGUGACUUCGGCGCUUACACCCUUGACCCGGGCACAAGAUACCCCAACCUUAACAGGACGGCUGUGACCCCUCAUCGUGUUACGUCAUUCUACGAUUCAGAUGACCCCCUGCCGCUAGACGCCGUUGCCACAGUCAGAAAAAGACGGAGAGAAUCAGAGGUAUCGGAGGAAGUGCUCGUGUCAUGGGUGGGAUGGUCUGAAGGUGGACUCCGUGCAGCGGCCAGUCCUCCUGCAUUGGCAGCAUUGCUUCGUCGGUAUCGACCUGAUCUUCUGCCAGCUACCACGGCGCCACGGUCCGUCUACCACGUACUACAGCACGAGUUCGGCAUAACUCCAUUGUGUUCGAGUGGUUCUGUAAGGGACGUACCAGACGCUAAAAUCCGUUCAUACCUCUGGAGAGUCUACAACGCGUUUAAAGGAGAAGUACCCCAUGUACAUCAUCAUACAGACGUGUUUGAUCAGAUUAAGCAGAAUCAGCAGAAAGAAAAACAUAUACGAAAUACUGCAGAUCAUUCCCUUUCAGUUUAUUCUAAUGCAGCCGAGACAGAGAAAUCACACUCGAGCUACAGAAAGAAGCGUCGUUCCGUCCGCACACCCCAAGUAAGUAACGAUCCAGCAGAGUACAUACGCAAAAAGAUUGGAAAAUUAGAUCUAAAUGAUAUUACACAGUUAGCGCGGCUAAUUGAGGGCCAUGAUGCAAUCGACGGGGAAAGCCGUGAUGACAAGCAGAAAGAUCUCCAAGAACAGAUAUUGGCACUACUAGAUCCUGAAGAGUCGCCGGACCCAAAAAUACUGAGGGACUCUUUAGCUCAACUCUUACAGGGUAGCACGAGGACUAGAGUUAUACCGAAAGAAAACGAUUCCAAGUUGUCUCACUAUUUUCUAGAAAGAAAGACAGAGAAACCUAUAAAACCACCACGAAGAUUGAAAGGAUUAGAUGCAUCGUCGAUUAAAGUUCCAGACUUCUCUGAUAUAUUUCAAAACGAUUCGGUGGAUACGGAUGUUACUUUGGUGAAUGACAAGAUAUUUAAAAAGAAAGAAUUUGUAAAAUCGUCUAGUGCGAGCCCUAAAAAGAAAGAGUUUGUGCGAUAUGCUUCGAUAGAUAGCGUUCUCCCGCUGAAAGGUAGGCGAUUAUCCGAUGUGAUUGACGGUCAUAAGCGAAGACACUCGCAAAGCCCUGAACAUUCUGAACAUUUAAUACAUGAACGUUCGAAUUCCAUCGAAUCUCCUGAAAUGGUUAAUCUCCACAAUACAAGACGUAUUGCUCAAAUAUUCGAAGGCCAAAAAAGAAGGCAUACCUUGAGUCCUGAGUCUCGAACAGCAAGAUCUGGAUCGGUUGGCAACCCUGAGAUGGCAUUGAGAAUGCAACGUAUGGCUGAAAUAAUAGAAGGCAAAAGACGUGACACUCCGAGUCCGGACCGGACUAAACGAUCUGAAUCUAUCGGCAACCCUGAAAUGGCGCUGCGGAAGCAACGAGUAGUUGAUUUGAUUCAAGGUCAAAAGCCUCGAAAGUUGGAACCACCGCAACGUAGAAACUCUGGAGACAUGGCGUUUAGGAUGCAAAGAAUGUCAGAUAUGAUGCAGAAGAAAAACGCCGAAGCAAAACGACCGAAAGUUGGCGGUAGAAGAAAGGCAGCUCGGGAGAUCAUGCGUCAGCGAUUCGAGAAGAGCCUUCAGAUGUUAGCUUCCGAGCCGAGGCCAGACUUUGUGCCUUCAGCUGACCUCGAGAAUGACUAUGGGCUACAACAGUACCGUGCGAGCGCGCCGCACUUUGGCGAGCGCGUUCGCAAACUCGAGAAGCAGUUGCAACACUACGAGGAGGGUAGGAUUGUGGGGGGCGGAGGACGAACUGGUGGCAGUGGAGGCGCACGUGUAGCGAAGCUGGCUGCGGAGUUAUCAGGCACUACUGCACCCACGGCAGCAGCACCACGGUCGUCUAAGCCAAAGGACUUGAUGAGAUCUGUAGGGAAAAUUGAGCGGGACGACUGGAAUGUGAAGGAGAUAGAGAGAAAGAUCAUGGAGAACAGGCUUGGCAGGCCCGAACCCAAGACCGCUGAAAAAGUACCCAAGUGGGACAGGGAACAGUUCCUGGGUCGUCAAAGGCGCCUGAAAGAGGGUGAGAACGAAGAAAAAUGGGGCGAAAUAGACGAAACCCUGAACAAGCUCGGCCAAAAGUUACGUGACUCGGGUCGGCCGGAUCAUGGUACCAAAAAGGUGGCUAACCUUGCAACCAAGUUUGUUAAAAAGGACGAACCGGAUACGAAAGCUCAACCCAAGGAAGAGUGUAAGAAAAGUUGGCGAGGACCCGCAUUUGCCGGUAUGCAAUGUGCUGCAUGCGGUACCAGAGUGUUUGCAGCUGAGGGUGUUACCGCAGAUGGCCUGCAUUUGCAUAGAGCCUGCUUCAGGUGUGCUGUCUGUAAAACGGUACUGCGACCAGGGAAUUACACGAUGGAACGAUACGGUAGUCGUCUGGUAUGCUUGAGACAUUCUGGUGUCAGCGUUCCCGACGCUGUGGCUGCAGCAGCAGCCCUAACAGCGCCUUCCCAAACUCGAAGCGAAAUACCCACUCCGACACCAGAACGUAUCAGCCUCGAGCUAUCCGACAGCGGAGCCCGGGAGAUCGAUGAGGAUGAAUGGACGGAUAGAAAUUUCCUAGCAUCGGAGACAUCAUGCGCUGGGGGAAUCAGUGAUGAAGAGGAGUCGAGUUCGGAUGAGUACACGGACGCAGCCGAUAGCGACAACGAGGCACGACUCUCACCUGAACCGGCCGCGCUUGCCGAUCAUCGUCCUCACCAGCACAUGUACUUCUCCGACGACUCGUUCGGUUACGAUGAUUAUUCCGACGAUGGCGCGGAAUCGUCCGGUAACGAGUCAUGUUCGCGUAUGCGCGAAGCUCGGGAAGCUCGUCGGCGAGAGGUUCCGGCCGACGCGCGUCCGCCGACCGACAGCAGUGAGGUGGAGUCGGAGGAUGAGAGUGAGUCAAGCGAGGAGGAGGUUUCAUCUGCGACCGAGGUGUCCACAGAUAGCGAGUUUGCUCGCGAGGAAUGUGCCCCAGCGCCUUCUCCGCCUGCUAUACUGGUCACCGAAGCACCCCCGCCCGCGCCGCCGCCCCCACAUGACUACCCUCUUAGUAGAACCCGAUCGGCUGGAGGAAUCGCCACCAAAAGGGCCUUAGAGCUGAAGCGUCGAUACCUUCUCGGUGAACCCUCGCCACCUGCUGUUCGCAAGUCGGACUCCACUUCCCAGCUAGACACCAAAUUGGAAGCUUUCCGCUCCAAUAUCACCGAGUUUCAGAAGAUGCUACAUCCCGCGCCAACUCCAACGAUACAACCGCAGAAACCGAUUGUCACUUUUCAAUUUUCAAUUUCAACGGAAGAAAAGAAAACUCAACCGAUGCCUGAUAUUAUCAAAAAUCUGUGUGGCGAUGCGCCUGUUGAUUUACUUACUAAAGGAGACUCUCCGCUCUGCACAAAAGAUUGGCGAGAAGAACCAAUCCCAGAAGAGAAAAAAGAGCCAGAACCGGAAUUGGAGUCCGACUCACUGUCAGAGGACGAUUCGUCCCACACAGAAACAGUACCAAAUCAGUCUGUACCUAGAGUUGAGGUUCAUGACGAAGGCGGGGAGCUCAUACAGCUAGACAGUCUCAUGUUAAUAAAUAGUGGUACAGAAGAUACAGACGAUAAGGCUUCCGGCACUGUAACCGCACCAACUGUAAUUGCAGUGGAAUCGGAAUCAUCAGAAUCGUGUCGUGACGCGACCACCCUAGCUCUUACUGAAACGGAGCUUUCCGAUUGGGCAGCCGAGAGUGUUGUGCUCGACGACUGUGCACUUGAUGACAAAGAGGAAAAAAAGAGAAGCAAAAAUCCGCGUACACUCAGUGGUCCGAAAACGGUACAUGAUGCGAAAAACAUAUCAACAAUAACGUCGCACGUGUGUGGUCGUACUAGCCCUGAACCCAUUGUCUACUCGAACGCUUUCGAAAACUUUGAAUUUGCUGAUGAAGGUGAACAGGACCCAUCAAUAGAAACGCCCGCGACCCCCCGUAACGAGGGUUAUAUGGAGUUUGUUGAUGAUGAAUAUGACACGUAUUCUCCUAGCAACGAUCGAUCAAUGAAUUUUAUUGAGAGUAGCUUCUCCGAAACGGUAUUUAAGCCCAUUAGUCAAGAAGUCAGCCAUAUUCAAGACAUUAUUAUCACAACAACCACCGAAUCAGUUGAUGAUGUGGAUCUCAAAACAGAUAGUGCAUUAGUGCCAGAAGAUUUUAAAUCACCGCAACUGUUGAAAUCGAUAGAGCAAGAAUCUAGCGAAAAAUCUAGCAGUGAGAAUGCAACGAAAAGUCCUGAAAUAAAUAACGCCGAUAUUAAACAAACCGAAAACGCUAUUCCUGUCGAUACUAAAAUGGACUCAUUGAGUUUAUCCGACAUGUCGCCACCUCUCGAAAAAGACACGGAUGUUGAAUCUAAGUCCAUGGAAACGAAGAGCGAGAUGUCACUAGACGACACAUCUCCCCCACUUGUACCUGAAACGCCAAAAACGAUUAGUAAUAUAUAUUCUAAUUCGAGCACGCCUGUAACGUUUUCUUCAGCUGGUCCAACGUCAAUGAGGCUAUAUUCACCGGCCAUAUGUAGGUCAGCUAGUGAGACAUUCACAGGAUCUAAUUCCAACAGUAUAGAAUCGCCGCCCCGUCAUACAGAGUGGUCAAUGUCUCUGAAUCUAAGUUCAGGAUCAGUGUCGCCAGUAAGUCCGACGCCUGCGCCCGAGACUAUGCAUAAGGUGCAGGAGAUCAAAAGGGAACGAGACGAGCAGACGGAGGUAGUUCGAAGGCUCGUGCUGGAGAGGCUGGGCAGUGGCCCCCGCGUUGGUAGGAAGUCGUCGCGUCGCAUUCGAGUUUCCCCUGUUUCGAAUAUGCCUCCACCUGUACCACCUCCCCCCACUCUCCCGAGUGCGCCCCCUCUGCCUCCACCGCCUCCACUCCAACAAUAUCCGCCUCCUCCACCACGGCCGGCACCACCGCUCAUGCCGCUACCAGUUACACCCUCAUUCUCCGACCCCGAGCUGGCGAGAGAGAGAAGAAGAAAGAGUAUUAUGAAGAGCAUAUCGAACUAUCUGAACAGACUCGGACCUCGACACAAGUGGGUAUCGGAUCCGGAGCUGAGGCGGCACGAGUCGAAUCCACAACAGGCGAGAAUGAGCAGUUCUCAUAAGUCGACAAGUGCUCUGCAGGAAGCGCCGCCGGUGCCACCACCUCCCGCAGGCUACUGCUCACGAUACCCCACGAGGCACUCUGGUCCAAGUGCCAGCGGCACAGGCGCAGGCGAUGUGGACGAACGAGAUGCGAUGCAGCUUUGGUUCGAGGCUCGGUGGGCGCGGCUUGUCGCUCAGCGGCGUGCAAGGGAAGAGCCACGUGAGGAACAGAGCGCACGGCGGUUGGCUCGGCUCGAGCGGCGACUAACACGACCCCUGUCUGCGGAGCAGCAAGCGGCGACGGUUGCGGAGAUAGUGCAGGUGUCAGCGCAACGGGACGCGCACCAAGCUCUCAUGGCGGCUGAUAGACGACGAGCGGCAGGCGGAGUUGGGGACUAGCCGUAUAUGAUUUGGCUUUAUAACCUGCCUCUGCUUUUCGCGGUGUGUGAGGUCACACAAUUGCUGUAUCACUUUGGUUGUACAUUGAAUCUUAAGACGCCUAGAAGAAGGUUAUUAUUACAGAAAUUGAUCUUAUGUUAAAAUAGAAGGUCUCAGAACAGACGUGCUGAAAACAAGAAAUAAGAUACGUAAGGUCAUAUGUAAGAUAGAUCUUACGACCAAUCGGUCUACAAUAUUUUUAGUUUAUGUACCAUACUGUUUGAGUAUGAUAAUAGUAUUAAACUCAAAAAGUAAGUUCAAUGUAAUAGUAGUUAAUAUUCAAUUAUUUUAUGUCUAUAACUAUUUAAAAUAUUUUUAAGGAAUUUUAUUUUAUUAUUUAAAUUAUAUUUAAAACAAACAUUAAUAUUAAUGGGCGUUUUAGAUCCAAUUUUAAACUGUAAUUAAAUUAUUAUUGUCUCAGAAAAGCAAUAUGUUUAGACAUGUAUGCUCCGGGUUUAGAUCAACAAUACCAUUAGAAAACGUCUCAUCAGAACAGCUUAAAACAUUCUCGAUUUUAUUCUCACUUAAACAUUUCGCACUUUACUUUUGUGAAAAUAAUAUUAGCUAUGAUUUAUGAAUACAACUAAUAACUAGUAGUAUUGUUGGUCGAAUCUUUGGUCAUAUAAUGUAGAUUAUCAAAAGGCAUUCGAGACUUUUUUGUAUCAAUGAAUCAAAAUGCUUUAAAUAUUAUGGAUACAUUUUAAAAAGCUAUUUAUUUUGCUUAAAAUAUAAAUAAUUGCUAUUUCGUUGCCUUCGCAACCAGCUUGUUGUGUAAUUUUAUUUCAUGUGUAAAUUGGAUGGAUGUAUGUAAAUAUCCAUAUUCGAAUGUAUUAAAAUUUAUCUUUUAUAAUGAUAACGUAUUAAAAUUUGAGCAUUAAAUAAAUUUUGAGGAGUCAUUUAGAUGAUUGCUUCAAAAAAGACUCAAACGCCAUUGUAAAAAAUUGCAUUGUUAUAGUUAGCGGCCCAACUAUAGUCUUUACGUUUGUGUACUCAUGUAGUAAAACUUGUACUACAGCAUUGUGACGUACUCACUAAUAAAUGCCCGAGACUGAUGGACUUCUAUGCGUUUCGUACAUUGUUUAUCGUAGGCGAACAUUUAUAUUAUUAUCGUGCUACUAAAGUAUAAAGAAAAUAUAAAUAAAAAUAAACUAUACUGAACCGUCUUCUAAACAGCUUAAGCAUGACUUAAGUAUGCCUAAUAUCGAAACUCCGUUUUAUAAGGUAGGUUAAUCAUUUGCGAUCAAAAGGCCAACGUGCGGAUUGUUUCUCGUUUAAUAUCUUGCGAUUAAGAGUACCUUGCGGCACUAAAAUAAACCAACUUAUUUGUAUAUAAAUAAAUAGUACAUUGCAGUGUUAUGCGAUCGAUAGCUUUAUAUAGAACAAAGUUGUGGCAUACAUGGCGAUUUAUUGUAAAAAAUGCAAAUAAUUUACAUUAUACGGUAGCAUUUUUAUAGAUUAAUCACUAACACUCUCCAUAAGAUUCUAAAUAGAGGCAAGUGGGUACGAAAUAGGAAAUAUAAAUAAAGACAAUAAUUUAAAUAGGUAUAUUUAAUGAUAUAUAUUGGGUUUAUAUCGGUUUAUUUAUAAGCGAAGUUAGUAGUAUAAUAGAGUUAUGAUUAAUUUAAAAUAUAUCCAUCCAUUAAUAGUGAAUAAUCCAUAAUUUAUUGCCUCUAUUUAAAAUCACUUCAUUCAUGUACUCAAAGCUUUACCUUAUAUUUAGUUAAUAUUUUAAUUAUUGACGAUGAACGCUUAGUGCGAAAUAUUUAACUGAAAUCUGUAAAUUAUAGUGGAAAAAUCUUUUAAUAAUAUAGUUUUUAUUUUCAUACCGUUAAGAAAGACUUUAGCUAAUCAUCGUGACAUUAAUUCAUCUAAUUAAAAACAGACGAGAAAUCAUAAUAUGAUUUUUUAAUUGGCAGGGUUUAUCGUGUCACAGUUUAUGGGAUUAAAAUUAAAUGAUGACUAAUCUAAAUAUACUAAAUUUGUAUAAAAUUGAUUUAAAUAAGUUAUCGCUACCAGGUCUGCUCAUGGGAACGUUAAAAUAUUUUAUAAAUUAUAAGACUCAUGGUUUAUUUUAUCUUUAGAGAACACUCCCAAUUUGUCACAAAAUGCGAUACCCGCAAAGGGAUGUAAACGGUGUGCUAGAUAUGCCAAAUGAUAAACUAGCGAGCAAAGGGAAUCGGUCACCCACAUAUUGUUAUUACGAAUAUAUCUAUCGCAAGUUCCUUGUAAUAUGCAAGUCACGCAUAUUCACAAUAGAUUUUAAUUGGUAUUAAAUUUCUAAUAAAGUAUUCAAGUGUUGGCCACAAUGUUUCUUGCAGGUUAGAAAUGAACGCACAAUUUAUUUUUAUGUAUAGACAAUAUUUUAUUGCAAUUAAACGAAUUUGAGAUAGAUACAUUUUAAUCGACUAUGUGUGCGAUUCGAUUUUUUGCUUGCUUAUGUAUUUUUAUAGUAUAGUCUAUGUAUAUUGCUGUAAAUGUAGCUAUGAAAUGUUUGGUUUCGGUCUAUUGCUGUCUCGCUCGUACAUACCAGAAAAAGAUUCCUUAUCUUGGUACUAACAGAAUUAUUCAUAUUUCUGAUCGAUAUGAGCUAAGAUUAAAAUGUCGGAAAUCAGUCAUUAUAUAUAUUGUAAUAAUACCAAUUUUAUAAAUUAUUGCUCACAGCUCACUGUACAAUUAUUAUUUUACUUAUUUGACGAACAAUUUUAAUAUCUUUUAACAAAUUAGCCAUUAAAAAGUAACUUAUAAAUAGUUCGUAGAAAGUUUUGUUUCUAUUAAUUUGAUUGUUUUAGACAAAAAUUACUUAGUUUCAGCAAAUAUUAGGAGUGUAACGUGCUGUAUUUACGUUAUACUCCUGAUAUUUGCUAAAUGAAAGAUAGACCAAUAAAGUGCAAAGUUUCAGA